AUGGCCUCACCCUCAAGCUCCUCGGGUCAGUACCGGCAGCCGUGGCCGCUGAAGCCAACGCCAUCAGACAGAGAGAGCGUCAUCGAACUGGAACACGUCUACUCCCCCUCUCCCGAUGUCACACCUCCUUCUAUCAUCACCACUAAUACUAGUACUUACCAACCCCACCAACCAUCGUCUCCAUCCUCCUCCUCCCGCUCCUCCUCCUCAUCCUUCAAACACCUCUUCACAUUCACGCCCGCGGGGCACAUCCCCCUCCUCGCGUUAGCCGUCAGCACCGCAGCGGUCGUAGCAGCGGGCCGCACGGCGUACGCCAUACUGCUGGGCAAGAUCUUUGAGGUGGUCGCGCGGUUCGGGGCAGGCCUACUCCCUACUUCGGAGUUCCUGUCCCAGAUUGCGCGGUGGGCCGUCUGGAUGUGUGUGUUGGGCGGCGGGAUGCUGGUGUUCUCGACUGUGGAUGUCAUGGCCUGGGUCGUGGGGGGCGAGUUGAGGGCGCGCAGGGUGAGGGAGAGCGUUUUUGAGGCCUUGUUGGGACGGAAUAUGGGCUGGUUUGAGAAACGCGGGGAGGGGUUCGGUGGGUUGAUUGCUGGUGUUCAGACACAAACCAGGGAGCUUCAGACUGCGACGUCCCAGACGCUGGGGUAUCUGGUCUGUGACGUGUUUGUCUUUGGGGCCUGCAUCGUCGUGGCCUUUGUCUACUCGUUCAAGCUGACGCUCGUCAUGCUGGCCACGGGCGUCCCCUCGGCGCUCGUUCUCUGGACCAUCAGCCGGUUCCUGGACCCGGCCAUCGAGGCGCAGAAGCGGGAGCUUGCGCAGGCCGCUAAGCACGUCACUGCCGCCACCACCGCCAUCGACCUCGUCAAGGUGUACAACGGGGCCGACCACGAGGCGUUCCAGUUCAUUUCGGCCGUCCGACGCUCCGCCAAGCACUAUUCACGCCAGGUGCUGUGCAACUGCGGCCAGAUGAGCUACAUCAAGCUGUGGAUGAUCAUGCUCUUCGUGCUGGGCUUCUGGUUCGCCGUGCUGCUGGUCGGCCGGGGCGAGCUCACGCCGGGGAAUGCGCUGACAACCUUCUACGCCGCGCUGAUUGCCUUCCAGUCGAUCGAAACGCUGGGCCCGCACUGGCUCGUUCUGGCCAAGGGCAUGGCGGCGGGGCAGUUGCUUCAGGGGUUGGUCAAGGAGGGAGGAAGCGCCCUGGUGGAUAAGGUCACCGGCUGGCGGAAACCCUCGAAAUGUUCAGGAGAGAUUCAGAUGACCGAUAUCAGCUUUGCGUACCCGGUUAAUCCCAGCAAGACAGUCCUCAAGCGAUCGUCGUUGAGGUUCGAGCCCGGGAAGCUCACGUUUGUCGUCGGGCCGAGUGGCUCAGGCAAGAGCACGCUGGGGAAUCUCCUCGUCAGGUUCUACGAACCUCGGACCGGGUACAUCACUCUCGACGGCAACCCGAUCACGACCCUUGACCUCGACUGGCUCCGCCGAAACGUCACCCUGAUCCAGCAGUCCAGCACGCUGUUCAACGACACCUUCUUCCGUAAUGUCGCUUCUGGCGCCAUGGAACCGCACGAGGUCUCCCCUGAUGACAUCCGCGACGCUUGCAGUUUUGCUCUUCUCCAGUCGACCAUCUCUGGCAUGCCCGAAGGCGGCGACACCGUGAUCGGCUCGGUGGGAUACAACCUCAGCGGUGGGCAGAGGCAGAGGCUGGCGCUUGCUCGGGCGAAACUCCGUGACCCACCUGUCUUGAUCUUGGACGAGAUCACCAGUGGGCUGGACCCUGUGAGCCGGACGCUGAUCAUGGAGGCUAUUCGGAUCUGGAGGAAGGGGAAGACAACCAUCGUCAUCACCCACGAUGUUGGGCAUAUUGAGGACGGCGAGUAUGUCUACGUCCUGGCCGACGGAUGCGUUGUUCAGCAGGGUGUGAAGGCGGACAUGGCCGAGAAUGAGAGCGGCAUGUUUGCUUCGCUGGCUGCCUCGGCGGCCGAUUCUCCAUCAAGCAGCUCGGUCUCGAGCGAGGACGAGUUCGUCUCGGAAGCUUCCGAUGACGAACCCAUUCAGGAGGCGCAGUACGCCAAGUUCCUUCGCAGCACGCUGGUCGACAGCCGGCCGCUGACUGUGGGCCUCUUCCGGCGGUUCUCGUUGCGGGCGGAGGCUCCAGCCAGAGACUCUGUUGUCCAUCGCUCGGCAUCGCGCAGAGCAGUCCACAACCGAGAGAUGCCCAACAAGUCAGCGCUUCGCCGUUCUGCGUCCCGUACGUCAGCCGUCAACCGUUCCGCGUCGCGCAGGUUCAGUCGCACCUCCAGCAUACAGAUCGUAGCCCAGCGGGGCCUGGGAGUGCAGAAGAGUAGGACUCUCAACGCACGACAGGCCCGUCGCAACGACCUGGACGCCCAGCGGCAGGAUUCGCUCGACUCACUGGAGCUCUUCUUCCUUGAGCGCCUUGCUAAGCGCAAGGACCUGGAGAAGAAGCCACGGAAAGGUCCCCUCGUCCCGUCUCUCAUGGCAAUCCUGAGAACUGUCUGGCCGACUUUGGACAAGGUGGGCAAGGGGCAGCUGGUCCUCGGUAUUGUGCUGUGCUUGGUCAUGGCCGCCAGCACUCCCGUCUUCUCCUUCUUCUUUGCCAACCUCCUGCAAGGAUUCUGGCUUCCCGAGGGCCGACGAAGCCAUACCGCCCGGUGGACUGGUCUGCUGGCUGCCAUUGCCGUCAUCGACGCGAGCGCCACUUUCUUUGGGUAUUUCCUCAUGGAGCAGGUGGCCCAGAAAUGGGUCAACACGCUCCGCGCCGAGGCCAUCAAGCGCAUCCUCAGCCAGCCCAAGGCGUGGUUCGACAAGGCCAGCCACUCGCCCGGCCGCAUCACCCAGUGUCUCGACCGCAACGGCGAGGAGAUGCGCAAGCUCGUCGGCAUGUUUGUGCCGAUUCUCCUGACCGUCACCACCAUGAUCUUCGCCUCGGUGGUCUGGGCGCUGGCCAUCCGCUGGGAUCUCGCUCUGGUGACGCUGGCAGGCGUGCCGGUGGUGAUCGCCGCGGUGCGCGCCAACUCUUUCAUGAGCGACAAGUGGGAGGCCAUCUGCGACGAGGCUGCUGCGUCCUCGAAUGCCGUCUUCAGCGAGACCUUCUCCAACAUCAAGGUCGUGCGUGCCUUGACACUGGAGCGCUAUUUCUCCGACAAGCACGCCGGCUCGGCCUCGGCAGCCUUCCGUCUCGGUGCGAAGCGCGCGGGCUUCGUCGGCAUCUUCUAUGGGGUGCACCAGUCCAUCGCCUUCUUUCUGACGGCUCUCGUCUUUUUCUACGGCGCCAAGAUCCUCAGCGAAGGCCGCACCACGGUGACCGACGUCGUUCGGGUCAUCAACCUGCUCCUCUUUUCGCUGGGCACCUCGGUCGGCAUGCUAGGCAACGUCCCGCAGAUCGCCGCGGCCAAGGUGACGGCCGUGCAGAUGCUGUACUACGCCAACCUUGCCCACACGGCCGGCCAUGAGGCCCAGGGCGAGCAGCGCGUGCGGACGCCCCUGCCCGUGCGCAUGACCAACCUCCGGUUUGCCUACGCCCGCGAUCCGCAGACCCAAGUUCUGCGCGGCAUCAACCUGGAGAUUCGCGUGGGAACUUGCACCGCCAUCGUCGGCGCCUCAGGAUGCGGUAAGACCACCAUCGCGAGCCUUCUUCUUCGCCUCUACGACCCUCUGCCAGGAGACGACGACGACAGCAACAAUAACAACAACAACAUCAACACCUUACCGCGCCGACUACCACCGCCAACCACAACAACAACAAUAGCAGCAACUGCAAUCUCCCCAAUCCUCGAAUCGCCAACCACUACUACUACCCUUCCCGCCAUCGAUACUAGUACUAGCAUUUCCCACCACGACUUUGUCCACCCCCCCAGCAGCCUAACCUACGCCUCGCACCCGGCCUGCGCGCUGCAUACGCCCUCCCUGCGCACACACAUCGCCUAUGUGCCGCAGACGCCCUUCCUCUUCCCGCUCACCGUCCGCGCCAACCUCACCUACGGCCUCCACGACACCUCCCCCUUGCAUUCCGAGUCUAACAUCACACUCGCCGCCAAGCAGGCCAACAUCCACGACUUUGUCGUCUCCCUGCCCCGGGGUUACGACACACCCCUCGGGGAAGGCGGGUUGUCCGUCUCGGGGGGCCAGGCGCAGAGGCUUUGCAUUGCGAGAGCGCUCGCGCACAGGCCGAGGUUGUUGGUCCUGGAUGAGCCGACCAGUGCGUUGGAUGCCGAGGCGGCGGCGGAGGUCAGGAGGGUUGUACAGCGGCUUGUGCAACACGUGGAAGGAGAGAGGCAGGAGGGGGGCAUGGCGGUUGUGGUUAUCACGCACAGCGAGGAGAUGAUGAGGGUUGCGGAUGAGGUGGUUAUGAUGGAUGGUGGGGUAGUGGUGGAGAGCGGGGGAGGGUAUGAGGAGCUUGUUAAGAGGGGAGGGAAGUUCGCGGCGUUGGUUGGGGGUGGGGGCUGGACUGGUGAUGUUGGAGGAGAAUUGGGUUUGGGUGAGGAGAGGAAGGAGAGGCGAAAGAAGAGGAGAUGGGCCGAUGUGAAGCGGUCGAGGGAGGAGGCGUUGAGGCGGCUGGAGGGUGACAUUUCUGGACCGGAGGGCGCUUGA
Messenger RNA from Chaetomium strumarium, 4605 nucleotides. Its product is annotated as P-loop containing nucleoside triphosphate hydrolase protein. Gene Ontology annotation, cellular component: membrane. The transcript has 3 exons. The coding region runs from base 1 to 4605 and encodes 1534 amino acids. Lineage: Eukaryota; Fungi; Ascomycota; Sordariomycetes; Sordariales; Chaetomiaceae. Gene Ontology annotation, molecular function: ATP binding; ABC-type transporter activity; ATP hydrolysis activity. The record is from RefSeq and is a predicted model, not a curated record. Gene Ontology annotation, biological process: transmembrane transport.